Drosophila eugracilis is the source of this 5820-nucleotide messenger RNA. It is a transcript of the gene REPTOR, whose product is annotated as protein CREBRF homolog. Gene Ontology annotation, biological process: regulation of transcription by RNA polymerase II; response to unfolded protein. Bases 1521 to 4001 code for a protein of 826 amino acids. The record is from RefSeq and is a predicted model, not a curated record. The transcript has 5 exons. Gene Ontology annotation, cellular component: nucleus. Lineage: Eukaryota; Metazoa; Arthropoda; Insecta; Diptera; Drosophilidae. Gene Ontology annotation, molecular function: DNA-binding transcription factor activity, RNA polymerase II-specific; RNA polymerase II transcription regulatory region sequence-specific DNA binding.
AUAAAAGUGUAAAAAUACACCAAUAUUUUCAAUUUAAUAUCAGCCGUUGGCUUUUUUCCGGUGCACUCUCUUCCAGCUGUACAAUCAAAACAAAAGCGAUUGAAGAGCUUUUGGCGCUCUGCUUUUUGGCUUUGUCGCCGAGCUUUGCACACUUUUUAUCAAUCGGUCAAGAACGUUUGACGAGCGCAGACCAACAAAAAUAAUCCAACAAGAAGCUAAAGACUCUUUCAAAGCCAAACAGUGUAUUGGUGAGCACACACACACACACAAACGCACACAUCAAGUGUGAUAAUCAAAAUAAAAAGGAAAACAAAAACAAUUAAAGUGUACCGAGAAGAUUGAAAAAAAAAACUUUAGAAAAAAUCAUCUACAUAAUUAUAGUAGAUUUGUCAUAAUUUCGUGAACACCAAUAAAAACAAGUUUUUUAGGAAUAGCCGCGUUUAACGAACUAGUUUCCGAGGCAACGAAAAACUAUAACAAUUUGCAUAAAUAAAUAAACCAACAAACAUAAACGCUGCCAAACUUGACGAAUGCUUUGGAAUUUGUCUACCGAAUAAUAUAUAUACAUAAAGCGCUGUGUGCGUGUAUAUAUGUAUAUAAAUUCUUAUUAGAACCCCACACACUCCAAAACAAAAACAAAAAAGCGCGAGAGAGAGAGAGAGCAAAGCAAAAAGCCCCAAAGUUUAGGCUUUGCUCUUGCUGGCUCUUUCUUCCAUCGAUCAGUUGUUCGCUUGCCGCUCAGCUGCUCGGUCGAAACUUGGGAAAUAAACCGCAAAAUUGACAACAAACCGCGAAUGAAGAAAAAAGUUUAUGAAAUAUAGGCAGAAAAAAGGCAAACAAAGCUAAUCACAAUUUGUUGUAAAUUUUUGCCAUUAAUUUAGAAACGAGUUUCAGAAAAAAUUAUUGAGUGCGCUCCGCCGAGUACGAGUACGGAAUAAUACAAAUAAUAAAUUAAAAACGACUUUGUCGCCGCUGAUAAGAUUCUCCUCCGUCGCUUAUCAAAAUUCACAUAUAAACUUGAGUGUUUAGUUUGGUGUGCUAUUGUGAUUUGGAUGAUAUAUACUACAAAUGUGCUUCAUUAUAAAUAAAUUUUCGUCUUAAUCGCCACAUGUGUGACCUAGUUUAAAAAAACACAACACACACACACACGCACGCAUAAUAUAACAAUGAAAUUUACAUAUAAACGUGGACCUCACCAUGCAUAAUAAUUAAUAACGAAAACGAGAAUGAGGAUGAGGAAAAAUUAAACAAAAAUACAAUAUCAAUUAAUUUGUAAACACCGCGCGGGAUGAAUGUUUAAACUGUGUGCAUUUAAUUGAAAAUCUUCGAGGAAGUAAUAUAAAAACGCCUUUACAACAAAUCAACACAGCAUCAUUUUCUGGCCUGUUUAUAAAGCAACAAGGUGUUAAAACGAAAAAGGCAGAUAAGAUACCACAAGACAACAUCGGGCCUGGGCGCCCAUCUAGAGAAGGAGUAGUUAUAAACCUAGAGAAGAUCGCGGGAUUCCACCGCGACAUACAAUGACAGAGAAUCAGCUGUAUCCCAUGUCAUCGGAAUUCUUUGACACCGGCUCGAACAGCAGCAACAACACACUCAAAUACGAUCUGUAUUCGCUGGGUUCCACCGUUGUGGGUGCGGCUCUGCCCACGUUGACCAUUAAUACGGGCUACGGCAGCGGCAGCAGCAGCAUCAACAGCAACAAUAAUAAUAAUAACAACAACAACAAUAACAAUAGCAGUAGUCACAGCAGCAGCAGUAGCAGCAACUGCUCCACCAGCACCACAAAUACCUGUAAUGUAAUGCUAAGUACAACGGCCAUAACAAUACCACGCAGCAGCAACCACAACCAGAGCCAUCAUCAUCCGUAUCAGCAGUCGGAUUUGCAGACACCUCGUCAUCAUCCCAGUCCCCUACACGCAAUGCCCACAAUGACCCACCAGCAACAUCAACUGCAUCAGCAACAGCAACACCACCACCAGCAGCAGCAGCAGCAGCAACAGCAAGAACAGCUGCAGCAUUCGCAUUUGGCAUUGGGUGAGCUUUCGGAUUUUGGUCUAGAUGCUCUCGAUGCCGCUUCCCUUUCACCCACCCUGCUGCAGGAUGUGAGCCUGAGUGCAGCUUCUCCUCUAAACUCGACACUGUACAAUGGCAACACCAGUGGAGCAGGCAGCAGCAAUGGAUUAGGUUCGGGCAGUAGUGCCUACUUUACACCCGACAUGUCGCACAGCCUCAGCCUGAAUGUGGUCAGUGAGCAGGUGUUGCUGCAGGAAGCCGUCGCCCAGAAUGAGUUGCUCUACGAGAUGACACCAAAUUCGAAUGCCAUGUGGAGUGAUAUCAGCAGUGCCAUUAUCCAUACCAAACACGAGCCAUUCAGCCUGGACGAUGACUACAUCUUUCCCAACGACAAGGCCGAGAUCCAGGCGGCCGAUCUGUCCGAUCUUAAUGGAGGCGAUUUCCUAGAUGUCAUUGGGAACAUAGAGGAUUUCUUGCCGCAGACCACAGUCUCUCAAAGUGUCAAUUUCUUGCUGUCUCCGCAGACCCAAGGACAGGAUGCCCUGGUGGCACCGCCAAUGGAACUUCUACAACAGCAGCAGCAGAAUCAGCAGCAACUGCAUGUUGGUAGCUUGCCACAAUUGCAGACACUGCUCACGCUAACCCAGCAACAGCAGCAUUCGAACAGUUCCUCCACUAGUCCUUAUGAGAUCUAUCACAGUACACCCCAAAAGCCACAACAACAGCAGCUAUCUGCCAGCUUUUCGCCCGGCAGCCAGGCUUCUCAAUCGCCAUUAACCCCACCGCCACCGCCGCAUGCCAAUCGACCACCGUAUCAGGUGGUAAAGUCGCGCAACAUGCAGGAACUGAUGAAGAAGGGCUAUCCCAUGUCCUCGCCACCAGAGCGCUCGAUACUAAGUCAAACCGCCGCUCUAAGUCCGGGUGGUAGUAGUGGUUUUGGCAGCUCGGCUUCCGGAAACAGUACAACUACCAGUAAUCAGACACCUGGAUCAGCCGUGCGCAAAUCCUUUGGUCACCAGAGCGCCGUGGAUAACUCUCAGCUAAGUCGUCUCAGCUCUUCGGCUCCAACACACCUGGGAUUGGAGCACAUCUGGAUGCGACGAGAGCCACGACAGCAUUUACUCUCCACCGGCUCGCUGGCCGAGGCCGAUAGCUACUCCUCGCUGAGCACGGGCAGUGUUUUGUCUCCCGAUGGCAUCGACUUCUCGCAGGACGAUGACGAUGACAAUUCUAGUGAGAACAGCGACAACUACGACGACUUCAGCAGCGACAAUGGACUCUCUGGGGAUGAAGAUGAGACACGCACCUCGACACCGAAUCAUUUGUCCGGCAAGGGCAAAGAGCGAUUCUUCUGGCAGUACAAUGUACAGGCCAAGGGACCCAAAGGGAAAAGGCUGGUCUUCCAAUCGAAGCUAGAAGAUCCCCAUGUGCUGAACGAGGUGACUGACCCCGUCUUUAGUCCCACGUGCUCCGUACGUGGUAUCAAAGUGUACAAGCACAGUGGAAAGGCUCGCAAGGGCGAUGGCAACGAUUUGACCCCCAAUGCCAAGAAGCUGCACAACAUUGGCAAGGAAUUGGACAAGCUGAGCCGCACCAUCAACGACAUGACGCCGGUUUCCGAGCUGCCCUUCAAUGUGCGCCCAAAGUCGCGCAAGGAAAAGAACAAGCUGGCCUCACGUGCCUGUCGCCUGAAGAAGAAGGCUCAGCACGAGGCCAACAAAAUUAAGCUUUAUGGCCUUGAAAUUGAACACAAGCGCCUCAUUAAUGGCAUUGCCGAACUUAAGCAGGCAUUGGUCGUCAAGCAUCGCACCAAGACUCUAGGAGAGCCCACCGAGGAGGUGGACCAACAAAUUUCACGCAUUUAUACAACCGCCUCGUCUGGAAUCCGCAUUGCGGGUGGCUCAACGGAUUUUGUGAACAAGGUGUUGGAGAAUAUGCGCGGCGGCAUGCCAAAUGGAGGACUCGAGGAGCUACGUAAAUCGUCGUAGACCCAAAACAGAAUAUCUAAAGCUAACGAACCGCCCAUCAAGAUUAGUUUAAACAAGUUAAGAGCCGCAUAGGAGUCCCAGCAACAGCAACUACCAAACCGACACCACCAACCAACCAAUAACUGAAACCCAUAUUUUGACAGGAUCACAAUUGGAUUUGGAAUGGAAACAGAAUGGGAAAACAACGGAAACAUUUUCUUGAAUUAAGGAUUAAUCAAGAAAAUACUUACUGAACCUGCAUCCCUCCUCAAUACACAAUGUUCUGUUAAAAUUGUUCUGCAUGAGUGAUAUAAUAUUGAUAACCGAGAUAAUAACUGUGAUUUAAAGAGCCUGGGCUUUGUAUGUUUUGUAUGGCAGGAAAUAGAAGAAAAUAUUUUUUACUUUUUUCGCGACCAAUUCGAAACCAGAAAGCCAGAGCCAAACAAACGUAAACAAAAGAAAAAAACAAAAUUCCUUUUGAAAAUGCAACAUUAACAAAUUGAAAGAAAGAAAGAAAAAAACAAAAAACGAAAAGAAAGAGGCAACCACAAAACAAAACAAAACUGAAAAAGAAAAAGAAAAUGUGUAAAAAAUACAAAAUUUUGUUUAGAUGCUAAGAAUGUUAAUGAACGGAAUGUUAGAAUGAGAGCAAGUGAAUUUUGUAGGACUUCGCUACCAGUUUUACCUGCUUAACGAAUAAGGGUUUGAAUUCAUUUGAUUCGUUUGGAAAAACAAGAUUAUCUGGAAUGCUAAAAAUCAUUUAAAAUUAAGUUAUAUACAACUGCGAUUUAUCUGUUUAAGUUUUUAAAAAGAAGAAAGCUAUAUUAACGCUGUAUAAUUUGGUUCAAUGUUUUAGUCAUAGGUUUUUACAUUUAACUCAAUGUGGAGAGAGAGCUUUUAUAUAGAACAUACAUAUAUACCUACAUAUAUAUAUAUAUUAAAUUUAUCGGUAAUCCUAAUUGUUUUGGCCCCUCAUCCAAUAUAUAUUUUAUGGUCCUAGGUUGUCGUUCUUAAGUUUUCCAUUUUGUUAAAGAAAAGUUUGAAUUGUUUCCAAAUAUGAAUGUUUUGCGAAACUUGAUUAAUUUACUUAAAUGCUAUAAACUAUCUAUAUAUACAUACAUAUACAUACAUGCGUGGUGAUAUAAUUUUAAUUUGUCUUUUUAUGCUUUUAUUUCUUGAUGUUAAGUGUAGGUUUCAAAAUGCUUGAAUUCUAUAGCUGAGAAUGAAGUAAUUUUAAGUUUUUCUAUUAUCCAUACGAUUUGCUAUAUGAAAUACCUUCAAUAUAAAUUAUAAUUUAUUAAUUUUUAGGCACACAUGAAAACAUUUUCAAGGCUUCAGUUUUACUUUUCACUUUCGGGCUACUCCAAAACAAAAAAAAAAUUAACAAAAAAAUAUAAGAAAAAACACCAAACAAAAAAGUAAUACCACUUUGAGUUUUAUUCUAAUUUUGCAUUAUCGAAAUGAAUAUUUUUGCUCUGCUUCGAUGCUAAUUUUGUGAUAUUUGUAUUCAAAUUUACUUUGUUGUGUAAUUCGUUUGGGGCGGGAUACUCCUCCUUUUUUUGGUUUUUAUUUUACAUUUACUAUUUGUAGCCUUUCUUACUGCUAUUUGUUGCUUAACGUGUUGUGUUCAAUUGAUAUCAAAAGAAUUAACUUUCGAAAGGGAAACUACAUUCUAACUGGAGGGUAACAGAAACAGAUCGAGAAUGAGAACGAAAAUACAAAUUACAAAAGUGAUUCAAGUUAAAAACUUAGAACUUAGGUACUCGUAUCACCCACAGCGAUGAACACGUGGACAUAACAAAUUGUAGUUGUUAAACUAGGCUUAAACAAAUAUAAUACA